Messenger RNA from Conger conger (European conger), 2076 nucleotides. RefSeq lists its product as uncharacterized. Bases 402 to 1346 code for a protein of 314 amino acids. The transcript has 3 exons. The record is from RefSeq and is a predicted model, not a curated record. Lineage: Eukaryota; Metazoa; Chordata; Actinopteri; Anguilliformes; Congridae.
UAUUUUUUUCUCAAGUUAUAUUUAAUAUAUGGCGAUGCAGGACUGUGAAGUAACAAUAGAUAAGCAGAAACAGCCUCUUCCCCUCCUAUCACCAAUGAUCACUGUUGUGGUGAUGAUAGACUAAUAUUUUAUCAGAGAAAAGAGGUUGUGAUUUGGGAGUGUUUCGAGAAAAGUCUGUAUAUAUCACCUGGGAAGAGUCCAAUUUUCAAAGCAGACAGCGACUGCUUAGACUUCAAUACAAUUUCAUUGAGCAUCCAGCAGCGCCAGUGCUUUUCAUCAGAAUAACUUUACUGUAACAUUCAAAUAAGAACAUGGCCGCGGAUCUAUGGCCGCACUGCUCACAGAGGGAUCUGUGGGUAGGAUAAGUGAACUACGUGCCCUUGGUGGGCACUUCUGCCAACAUGGUGGACGGCUUCAUUGCGCUGCUCCAAGGAGACCGAAAGACCGCGGAGGCCAAGGGCUAUAAGGACUUCCUGGAUUUAGCUGGAAUCCGUGACCUGAAGCCAGGGUCCAUCCUUCAGAACGUCGAAAGCCAGACAGUAGUCGGGUGCAGUGCCAAAGUAUCCGAAGAUAUAAAUGACUACAUUAUCCAAGCAGCAAAACCAGGCGCGAGCGCCACCAUUAAAGUUACUAAGGCAGCCCAGGCAGGUACAAAUCUAUACACAAACCUUUCCACGUCUUUUAAGGCUCUCAGGGAUAAAUUGAAAGAACGUCGUAUAGACUUGCCAGAAGAUGUACAACAGAACCGAAGGUCUACCCGGGGAGAACACGUUUUCAACAACGCCCUGCUUGGGUUCUGUGGGUCGAUAAUUGAUUUGUUCAUUGAAAGGCACGUCACAAAAGGUAACAGAGUGAAGUUGGUUGACCUUAUCCCAAACAGCAGCAUUAGUGACGCCUUCCAAGGGAACGCUCCAGACGGCAAACACAUCAACUUGACUGCUGAUCAGAGACAAAACAUUAGAACCUGGGUAGUUCACAUUCCGGACAAUGUGGUAUAUAUCCCAAUCAACAACAUCCUGUUUGCACACAUUAUAGGUGUCAUUAGGCGCAAUGCUGUUGACUACAUUGCACUGCAUUUCUUUUUUUGUCCAGAAAAAGCCGAAAGAAAUUGGAAGGUGAGGUCUAUUCUCGCUCAAACAGUAGAAUGGAUGCAUAUGCAUCGCGUUUAUCUGGACCCACAGGUCGUGGAAAUGUGGUUUUCUGAAAACUCAGAUCUUAUUCCUCAAUUUCCCGAAACUGAAAACGGCGUGCAACAUAUGCUGAGGCAGCUCGAUCCCGAGAGGUCAACCCUGUUACGUAAUUUUGCGAAUGACCUGACACUGGCCCAACUGGUGGGUUUCCAUUAAUUGAUUUCAUGGGUUAACCACAGGUAUGAAGCCUUAUGCAUUCCUGCUCAUUGUAAAAUUCUUAGUAGCUUACGUAAAAAAAUAACUUGCUUUAAAUACGUUUCUUUCAUGGUUUAUUUGUAUCAGCACUAUUUGAUAAAUACAAAUAUAUAUUUUCUUUUUUUUAAUCAAACUCCUUAAGCUUGUAAGUAGCCUACAGAUACUGCAUUGCUUUAUAAUAAUAAUAAUAAUAAUAAUAAUAAUAAUAAUAAUAAUUAUUAUUAUUAUUAUUAUUAUUAUUAUUAUUAUUAGUAGUAGUAGUAGUAGUAGUAGUAGUAGUAGUAGUAGUAGUAGCAGGCUCGACUGCCUUGGCCCUGAUACGGUCAGGGAAGAAGAUUAACUUCAACACCGUGAGUGAAGAUUUAUUUAUUAAUUUUCCAAAACUUAGUUUAAGUUUCAUUUUAAAUUUUCCUAAUAUUUUAGAUUUUCUAUGUUUUAUAGAAGCCAUUGCAACUGUGUCCUUUUAUACUUUUUAAGGUAAUGUAUUUCCUCCUUUCUCAAAAUGCGUGAAAAUGAAGGGGUUUUAUUUUAUCCCGAAAUAUUUUAUUUCGAAAUGUAACCACUGCAUAAUGUUUAAAAUUAAAGAUUAAAAAUGUAUCUUUAAUAAUUUAACUUAAAUGUCUUUUUUUUUUUACUAUAACCAUUGCAUUAAUUUGCAUGUUCUUCUGUAAGAUGUUAAAAUAUCUUUCAA